UUCUUCCCAGAGCAACACGAGCCGCACAAAGGUUUGGUAGGACCGUAGGACUCGAGGAGAGAGAGUGGGGUGGGGAGCUGCCAUGGCGACGGCGGCCGGCGGCGAGAGCAUGAUGACGAGGGAGCAGCUGCUCCACCUCUUCUCCCGCUUCUCCUUCCUCACCGCGCUCCCAGAGUUCAAGGACCGAAUCGCCGACGCCGUCAGCGAAAAGCAGGAAGCUGUGGCAGUGACCACCGAGGUACAGGAGGAGAUUCUUCGCGAGAUGGGGAUCGAUCCAAGUUUUGGUAUUGCUUGCCUGGGAAAGGUGAACGUCGUGUAUGAGAAUGACAUGGACUUGAUGAUUAAGUUCUACCAAUUUGUUGCCAAAGAAGAGAUGGCUAUUGAUGAGGCCGAGCUUGAGCCUCUAGAAUUUGCCGAGAAAAUGCACACUCAACAGGAAUUACAACAACAGCAACUGGAGAUGUUAGUACAAAUUAGAAAAUACAGUCCCGAGAGCCAAUCUGACAUACUUGAGACUUUGCGCAAGCAGUUGGAGCAUGCUGAUUUCGAUCCUAGUGCAUCGGUCUUGACUCCGGAGCAGAUCAAAGGAAUUGUUCAGAAAUAGAUCACAUAUUUUAAGGGCUUGUUCGGUCAGGCAGGGUUUGGAGAGGUUUAAAGGGAUUUAUCCCUUUGGUUAGAGAAUUAACCGAACAUGGCCUAAGAGAUAAGGGAUUUACAUCCCAUCCAGUCUCUUCUCCCUCUACUAUAGCUGAUGGUUGUAAUCUGCCCUAUACACGAAGCAAAUAACUGUCAUCCGGUUUUACUUUAUGUAAUAUGCGCUUUGUUCAGCGAAAAGGCUACAUGUGUUCUACUAAAUAUUAUCAGCAUUUUGAAUUGUGCCCAAGCAUGAUAUGAACUUUCCUAUAUUUGAAUAUGAGAAUAUAUUUAAUGUA
Messenger RNA from Hordeum vulgare subsp. vulgare (domesticated barley), 932 nucleotides. RefSeq lists its product as uncharacterized. Lineage: Eukaryota; Viridiplantae; Streptophyta; Magnoliopsida; Poales; Poaceae. The record is from RefSeq and is a predicted model, not a curated record. The transcript has 7 exons. Bases 83 to 604 code for a protein of 173 amino acids.